GAUGAAAACCUAAUUAUUACUGCCUUUAUGCAGUUUACCAACCGACGCGUCGUUUCACUCGACCAAAAUCGAUCGAGCUCCAGGGUGUCAAUAAUGCCUCGACGGACUCUGGCGAUCGAUUCAUCGUCCUCGGCCUUGGCUGUCGAGGACGAGGUCAUUCAAUGGCUCAGCGGCCAGAUAGACGAAACAACUGGCUCUGUGCCGUUGUAUGAAGACCCAGAUUUCCCUCCAGAAAUCUCGAGUCUGUACUUCGACCCGAAUAAACUCCCAGACUACGUUCCUCAACAGAGUCGCGAGUCUUCAGGUCAUGUUUUCUGGUACCGACCAACAGAAUAUGCAGAAGAUCCCGACUACUUCAAAAACUCAACCGGAUGUGGCGAUCUGCGCGAAGGAUUGCUCAAUGAUGCGUGGCUACUGGGCGUGUUUGCGGCUGUAGCUCUACAUCCGGAUAACCUCAUUGAAAACCUCUUCGUGUCCGAAUCACUGCAAAAUUUUAAGCAGUUCGGAGUCUUUACAUGUCGGUUCUUCAAGGACGAUAACUGGGUACCUGUGACAACUGAUACUCGGAUCCCGUACUCAAUGGAACUCCAACCGGAAGACAAGGUUUCCAGUGGAGGGGGCUCAACCUUCUCACCAGGGUCUGCACUCUACGGUAGUAGCGUCAACAGGAGUGAAGUGUUUAUUCUGUUCCUAGAAAAGGCGUAUGCAAAGUUACAUGGCAGCUACCAGGUUUUAGACGAGAAAUAUGGCGGAGGGAUCGGAGGAAGUGCCGGUACGAGUAGUGGACGGAUCUUAGAGGCAUUUCUGGACUGUACCGGGGGUAGUGCACAUCGCGUUGACCUGCAACAAGAGCGUAUCAAACAACUGCAGUUCGAUCAAGCCACAGCAGGGAACUCAUCAGCAGCAGCGUCAAGUCCGUCGAUACUGUUGUGGAAACAAUUGUUGCGUUACAAGAAAAAGAAGUGCAUUUUAACGACCCAGUUACGCCAACUUUCGUUUAACGCGCAGGACGUAACUGCAAUGGGCAUCGUUAAGAACCGUCAGUACGUCAUUCUACAUGUGACCGAAGUGGGACUUCCUUCCGGACAAGGAGGUUCAGCCUCCCGUGAGGAAGUGUUACGUUUUGUGAAGCUCAAAACCGUUUGGGGCCGUGGUAUGUGGAAGGGAGAAUGGUCAAAUGACGACAGCAAAUGGGAGGAACACACACAAGUUGAGCAGGUAAUGCGUUCUGAUCCACGUUGCGAGUUCUCGCGCUCAGGACACGACGGGUGCUUCUGGAUGGUGUGGGAAGAUCUACUAGAUACGUUCACUGAGCUCUUUGUAGUGCACAUUUUCCAACCCGAAGACCGACAAUACAGCGUACGUGGCGACUGGGUGGGUACAACCGCUGCAGGAGCUCCAGUAAAGAUGCCAGUCCCAACCGCAGGUGACGAUCACAACUCAUCGCCUCAUCCUGGCCGUUCAAAGGAGAUUUUAAUUGAAAAGACUCGGUGGGGUUGGCUUCACGACGCAGAUCCUAAUUGGCACCGCAACCCGCAGUUUAAGCUCACUGUACCCCUGGAAAGCCUUAGUACUGGUAAUGACAAAACAGUUGAUAAGUCAGUGAACAGUGUGUUGUUGUCACUCACACAACGCGAUUUCCGACUGUAUGGUGGGGAUAACUACGCGAUCAACUUCGUGCUGUUACGUGAGAAAUUGACGCUAGCAACCGCUGCGUCGAACGACCCACCGCCUGCUAUAUGGGAAUUCAAACGUAGUCACGUGGUGGCUGAAGCUCACUCGUACGAAACCUCGUCUGCUAUCGAUUUGCCACCUGCAACGCCAGCAACCCCCGCGUUAUCUCAUCCAGCUACGCCAAUGGCAGGUGUCGUUGCCAAUGCUGCUGGAAUGAGUGCUCCAGUCACUAGUGGGCAAUCUAAGACGCUUCCUGAACGCGAACUAGUCAAGGAGGACGUCACAAUCGCCCCCGGCGCAGCUUAUUACCUCAUUCCGUAUACGACGAACCCCAAGGUCGAAAUGGAGUUUUUCCUGCGUGUCGUGGCCCCUCAACCUGUGCGUGUUGAGCGCGUUCCUCCUAUUAUGUCAGUAAUUCGCACAGGACGUUGGCGAGCUGACGAUGGAGCUGCCAAUAAUGAUACCAACAACACUUCUGGUGGCACUAGUAGUACCGGUGAAAUGGCAAACGCUGGCGGUCCUUUACUGACGUUGCCAUUGCCACAGUCUCACGUGGUUGGCAAGGAGAACCCGGCGUGGUGUCAGAACCCGCAAUUCUGGGUCCGGUUCGCUGAGAGAUCCCCACGUGAACUUCGGAGGCUGCGCAAACUUUUAUCAGCCAAAGCUCACGUAACUAUCAAAGUUGUGCUUCGUAAGACUUCGCAUCGUGCAUCGCUCGGCAACAAGAGCCGACAGCAGCGUGAAGCGGCUAAAGAUCGCGCCAACCUGGUCGGGAUCACAGCUGUACGAGCACCACCGACGAUCUCUACUGUGUCUGUAGUUGUCGGGGGGUCUGGCAGCUCAGCAGCUACGCAACUUCGAGCUCAUGCCAAGGGACAAAAGACCAAUUUCCUUGGAGAAAUAGUCGACUCGCCAUUCACAAAAGCAGUUGCAGUAAGUGAUAAUUUAGUUCAAGGUGCCAAAUCCCGAAACCAAAAAGCUGAGAAAACAAUUGCCGAUGAUUUGGACGAUGAUACUGAAGCUCCAGAGCAAGCGGAGCCUGGAUCGCUCUCGGGUAAUUUCCCUACACCCAAACUCGUCGUCAAGCCUACAGAAUGGUGUCGAUUGUCUUCGUAUUCCAGUCCAGCGUCAGCUUGUCUGUAUCUUCGGAAAGUUCCUAAGGAAUGGUUGCUCGCUUCGGAUUCACCAAGUGCCGUUAAUUCCAGUGGGGGAGGUGGACUUCUACUCGUUCCUACAUUAGGCGAGGCUGGGGCUGAAGGAUCAUUCGAACUGCAGGUCGAUAGCGAUUUCCCAUUGCUAGUCGAUGAGUUACCUAAAGGUGCAGGUGCAGUCCAAAGUAUGCCUGGCGAGUGGACACCAACGAAAUCCGGAGGGUGUCACCUUCAUCCUGAUUGGAGACAAAAUCCGAAGUUUUAUCUACAGAUUCAAGGCGUGAGGCCGACCAAAGUUCGUAUCACGCUCACACGUUCGGAGCGCGAGUGGAAAACUCGUUGCCAACGAGAUUCUGUCGGUACGAUGAUUGGAUUUUAUCUGUUCCGAGGUGGGUCCGGCAAACUCAUGCGUCCGGCUGAAGAAGGAGAUUCCAACUCAAACCCCAUCGUGAUAAAUGGGCGACCGUGGAGUGAGACAGAUUUUGUGCCUCUGCACUCAGUAAGUUCACCGCCCGACCUCGUUCUCUCUGCGGCGGCCAAAGGGGGCUACGUGGUUGUUCCUACCACGUACGAGCCUGGAAGAUUGGGUAAGUUUGUGCUUUCGGUGCAGUGUGACACUGAGUUCACACUCACUUGCGAUGCUGAGUAG
This is a messenger RNA of Phytophthora nicotianae INRA-310, 3474 nucleotides long. RefSeq lists its product as hypothetical. Gene Ontology annotation, cellular component: cytoplasm. The transcript has a single exon. The record is from RefSeq and is a predicted model, not a curated record. Gene Ontology annotation, biological process: proteolysis. Bases 28 to 3474 code for a protein of 1148 amino acids. Gene Ontology annotation, molecular function: calcium-dependent cysteine-type endopeptidase activity. Lineage: Eukaryota; Oomycota; Peronosporomycetes; Peronosporales; Peronosporaceae.